AUGUCCACGAAUGCUGCCGAUCUAGAAAAAGGAUUGAACCUCCACAAUGGGGGUGAGGACAAGUCCCAAUCCCGAAACCAGUCCGAAUCAGGGGGCGAAUCCGCAGAGUCAAACAUAGUCGAUUGGGAUGGACCCAACGACCCCAUGAACCCGCACAAUUGGCCAAGGACCAAAAAGAUAGGCAUCGUGGUAGUAAUAGCAAUGAUCACUUUCUUAACGCCUCUUGGAUCCUCCAUGUUCGCCCCUGGUACUGCGGAGGUCAUGAGCGAAUUCAAAACGUCCAACCCAGAACUUGCCUCCUUCGUCGUUUCCGUCUACCUGCUCGGGUACGCCUUCGGCCCCCUAAUCAUUGCACCGCUCUCAGAACUCUAUGGGCGGAUGUCUCUCUACCACGUCUGCAAUAUCCUUUUUAUUGUUUUCAACGUUUCUUGUGCCGUUGCCUCCAGCUUAGACUCGCUUAUUGUCUUCCGUUUCUUUGCUGGCGCAGCAGGUAGCUGCCCCUUGACCCUCGGUGCAGCCUCGCUUGCGGAUAUGAUCAGGCAAGAAAAAAGAGGAGCGGCUAUGGGUGCUUGGGCCCUGGGGCCGCUAGUCGGUCCUGUCGUUGGCCCAAUUGCAGGCGGGUACUUGACCGAGGCGAUGGGGUGGCGGUGGACGUUCUGGAUUCUCGCCAUAGCAUCUGGCGUUAUCUCCAUAAUCGCCUUCCUCUUCUUGAGUGAAUCGUGCCACCCCGUCCUUUUGGAGCGGAAAAGAAAACGCCUUGUCAAAGAAACCGGCAACCACAAUCUCAAGUCCGUCCUUGACCCGGGUAAAACACCCAAACAACUAUUCCUCUUCGCCAUUAUCCGGCCAACAAAAAUGCUCUUCCUAUCUCCUAUCGUGUUUCUCCUCUCUCUCUUCAUGGCCGUCGUCUAUGGCUAUCUUUACCUCCUCUUCACCACCUUCGCGAACGUGUUCGUUGAAAAAUAUAAUUUCUCGACAGGAAGCGUUGGCCUGGCGUUCCUGGGCAUUGGCGUGGGCUCGAUCACGGGCCUCGCAAUCAGCUCAGCAUUCUCAGACACCAUCCUGCAGCGCCUAGCGAAGCGAAAUAACGGCGAGAUGAAGCCCGAAUACAGAAUCCCGCUGAUGAUUCCGGGCGGCCUCUGCGUCCCCAUCGGGCUGUUCUGGUACGGUUGGACGGCUGAGAAGGGCGUUCACUACCUCGCUCCAAUCGUCGGCACAGGUUUUGUCGGUGGGGGCAUGAUCAUAAUAUUCAUGACCGGAUCCACCUACCUUGUCGACGCCUUCACGAUCCACGCCGCCAGCGCCAUGGCGGCCACCACCCUCCUGCGCUCCCUGGGCGGCGCGGUGCUGCCCCUCUGCGGCUUGAAGAUGUACAGCACCCUGGGCCUGGGGUGGGGCAACUCGCUGCUGGGAUUCAUUGCGUUGGCCCUGACGCCAAUUCCUUGGGUCUUCUACCAGUUCGGAGAGCGGAUGCGGACGAGCAAAAGGUUCCAUGUGGAGUUUUAA
This is a messenger RNA of Histoplasma mississippiense, 1506 nucleotides long. RefSeq lists its product as hypothetical. Bases 1 to 1506 code for a protein of 501 amino acids. NCBI's taxonomy places the organism in Eukaryota, Fungi, Ascomycota, Eurotiomycetes, Onygenales, Ajellomycetaceae. The record is from RefSeq and is a predicted model, not a curated record. Gene Ontology annotation, molecular function: transmembrane transporter activity. Gene Ontology annotation, biological process: transmembrane transport. The transcript is spliced from 5 exons.